CUCUAGCCGGCUUUGCGAAUAUAGCGAGAACUGAAUAAUCGGGCCAGUGUGGCAUACAUAACGUUUAACGGUGGUCAGCGUCUGGUUAUUGAAAUACUGGAGCUUCCACUUGACCCAAGCAAACAAAGGAGACAAAUAUGUAUUUUAUUGGGGGCGUUCUAAGACCCCUGGGACUGGGAUUGCUGCUUCUGGCACUGACAGCACCAAUCUCAGGAAUUGGAUUUCGACGCGGAAGACUGUCCAAGGGGUUCCUUGGGGAGCCCAGUAAGAUACCAACACUCCAGAGAUCCCUGGAAUCCGAGGAUCUCUGGUUCGAGCAGAAAUUAGAUCACUUCAAGACGAGUGAUACGAGAACCUGGCAGCAACGGUACUUUGUGAACGCAGACUACUACCGAAAUGAUAGCUCCGCUCCCGUAUUCCUGAUGAUUGGCGGCGAAGGAGAGGCUUCCGCCAAGUGGAUGCGAGAAGGAGCCUGGGUCCAUUAUGCCGAACACUUUGGAGCCCUCUGCCUGCAACUGGAGCAUCGGUUUUAUGGAAAGAGCCAUCCCACUGAGGAUCUGUCCACCGAAAAUCUUUAUUAUCUGAGCUCCGAGCAGGCUCUGGAGGAUUUGGCCAGCUUUGUGACCGCCAUGAAGGUGCAGUUCAAUAUGGCCGAUGGCCAGAAAUGGAUCGCCUUCGGUGGCUCCUAUCCGGGAUCACUGGCUGCCUGGGCCAGAGAGAAGUUUCCCCAGCUUAUCUACGGAUCCAUCAGUUCUAGUGGGCCCCUAUUGGCCAUGGUAGACUUUAAGGAGUACUUCGAGGUAGUCAAAAACUCGCUCGCCUCCUACAAACCCGAGUGCGUGAAGGCUGUGACCCGCAGCUUUGCCCAGGUCGAGAUCCUUCUCAAGCACAUGAUUGGGCAACGCAGCCUGGAUGAGAAGUUUAAGACCUGCACCCCUAUCAAGGAUUCCAUUGAAAACGCCUUGGACAUUGCAAAUUUCUUUGAGAAUCUGGCUGGAAACUUUGCGGGAGUGGUUCAAUACAACAAGGAUAACAGUCCUCACGCCACCAUAACUAUUGACGAAAUCUGUGAUGUGAUGCUAAACACCACUGCGGGAGCUCCUGUGAACCGUUUGUCACUUGUGAAUGACAUGCUUUUAAACGAAUCAAACACCACCUGCCUGGACUACAAAUACGAGAAGAUGGUAGCGGAUAUGAAAAACGUGUCGUGGGAUUCGGAAUCGGCCAAAGGAAUGAGGCAGUGGACGUAUCAAACGUGUCACGAGUUUGGCUUCUAUCAAACCUCGGCAAACCCGGCAGACACCUUUGGUGGUCGGUUUGGAGUGGAUUUCUUUAUUCGCCAGUGCAUGGAUGUGUUCUCUAAAAACAUGGACGCAAAGUUCUUAGAUCUGGUUGUAUCCGGCACCAAUGAGAAUUAUGGGGCGCUUAAACCAAACACUACAAAUGUGCUGUAUGUGCACGGUUCUAUUGAUCCCUGGCAUGCUCUGGGAUUGGUAAAGACUUCAAAUCGAGCCCUUCCUACGAUUUACAUAGAAGGAACUGCUCAUUGCGCCAAUAUGUACGAGCCGGUGAAAACCGAUCCGCCCCAACUGGUGAUUGCUCGUAAUAAGAUCCUCAAAUUCUUGGCUAAACUGCUGGAAGGCUACACCUCAACACCAAUCUGAAAAGUCAGCCGGAACUUUCGAUUCGUCAGCGAUUUGUUUUAUUUUUUUGCUUUCGCAUGAGUUGUAUAAUAUAAAUUUGUACUCCGCUGGGAGUUAAUCCUU
Molecule: messenger RNA, 1766 nt
Organism: Drosophila rhopaloa
Lineage: Eukaryota; Metazoa; Arthropoda; Insecta; Diptera; Drosophilidae
Product: putative serine protease K12H4.7
Exons: 5
Coding region: 138-1664 (508 amino acids)
Biological process (GO): proteolysis
Molecular function (GO): serine-type exopeptidase activity; dipeptidyl-peptidase activity
Source: RefSeq, a predicted model, not a curated record